AUGGCGUCCACACCUCAAACACCGACACCAAUCCAUCUAGACGGCACGACCCUCGAAGGUGGAGGCCAGCUCCUACGGGUAGCCCUUGGUCUCUCGAGCCUAGCCAGAAAGCCAAUCCACGUCAGCAAAAUCCGGGGCAAGCGGUCUGGCGGCGGAGGACUCAAAGCUCAACAUUUGACCUGUGUGCAGUGGCUAGGCCAAGCAAGCAAUGCGAAAAUCAACGGUGCAGAACUCAAGAGCAAGGAAAUCACCUUCAUCCCAUCCAAGAUCGUCGAACAAUUCAACAGUGUACUCGAUGCUGGCGAAGUGCGGAUCAAGCAGAGCACCCCCGGAAGUGUCAAUCUAGUUCUCCAAGCCAUCCUACCGUACAUCAUCUUCUCUGGAGUUCAAACGCCUAUACGUAUAUGUAUCGAUGGAGGCACCAACGUUUCCAAUUCUCCAUCUAUCGACUACGUCGCGCAGGUACUCAUACCAACGUUGGAGCUUGUCGGCAUACCACACAUCGGCAUUCAGGUCCAUUCGCGGGGCUGGUCGCAGGGAAGUGCCACUGUUGGCAGCGUCACGUACACAAUUUCGCCUAUGAAAGAGAGACUAUCAGCGUUUCAAUUACUCGACAGAGGAGAAAUAGUUAGUGUAGCGGCGACUAUCAUCGCACCCAAAGAUACUGAGCGGCAAUUCCGCGAGGAACUCGAUGGCAUGUUUGAGAGACGCCAAUCUCGGUUCUUCGGCGAUACGGGGGAUCACGAUAAUAGGGUCGAGACUACUUUUGAAGAUUCACACCACGAUAAGCGUUACUAUCUCCUACUAGUAGCUACCACGCCCACCGGCAUGAAGCUUGGCCGCGACUGGCUAUACGAUCGUGGGUUCCGUGCUGGGAAGCUCGAACAGAUCAUCCCUACCAUCGUGAAAAAGGUAUCCUAUGAUGUGUUAACAGAGAUCGAGCAUGGUGGCUGCGUGGACGAGUACCUGCGGGACCAGUUGGUGGUGUUCCAGGCACUCGCUGAGGGAAGAAGUAAGGUGUAUGGGGGAAAGAGGAAUGAUGCGCUGAUGGAACCGAGUCUGCAUGCCAAGACUGCACAGUGGGUAGCAAAGAAGAUAAUUGGUGUGGAGUUUGAUGAUGAAGGUGGAUGCAAAGGCAUUGGAUACUUGUCAGGUAAUGUGGAUAAGAAUGAUGUGACCGGGGAUGACAUUGCGAAAGAUCUAGAGAACAUGAACAUCUCUUCAUGA
Molecule: messenger RNA, 1227 nt
Organism: Alternaria conjuncta
Lineage: Eukaryota; Fungi; Ascomycota; Dothideomycetes; Pleosporales; Pleosporaceae
Exons: 1
Coding region: 1-1227 (408 amino acids)
Biological process (GO): RNA processing
Cellular component (GO): nucleus
Molecular function (GO): RNA-3'-phosphate cyclase activity
Source: RefSeq, a predicted model, not a curated record